ACAGGUUCAGUUGGAGGCGAUCAUAGGUGGCUGCUGUGACAAAGGGAAAUUGUGCUUUUCCAGCAUGCUAACUGACCCUGAUUUACCUCAGGAGUUUGAAAGGAUGUCUUCCAAGCGACCAGCCUCUCCGUAUGGGGAAGCAGAUGGAGAGGUAGCCAUGGUGACAAGCAGACAGAAAGUGGAAGAAGAGGAGAGUGACGGGCUCCCAGCCUUUCACCUUCCCUUACAUGUGAGUUUUCCCAACAAGCCUCACGCUGAGGAAUUUCAGCCAGUUUCUCUGCUGACGCAAGAGAGUUGUGGCCAUAGGACUCCCACUUCUCAGCACAAUACAAUGGAAGUUGAUGGCAAUAAAGUGAUGUCUUCAUUUGCCCCGCACAACUCAUCUACCUCACCAUUGAAGGCAGAAGAAGGUGGGCGUCAGAGUGGAGAGUCAUUGUCCAGUACAGCCCUGGGAACCCCUGAAAGACGUAAAGGCAGCUUAGCAGAUGUUGUAGAUACCUUAAAGCAGAGAAAAAUGGAAGAGCUCAUCAAAAAUGAGCCAGAAG
Molecule: messenger RNA, 545 nt
Organism: Chelonoidis abingdonii (Abingdon island giant tortoise)
Lineage: Eukaryota; Metazoa; Chordata; Testudines; Testudinidae
Source: RefSeq, a predicted model, not a curated record